This is a messenger RNA of Rhincodon typus (whale shark), 4488 nucleotides long. Its product is annotated as nitric oxide synthase, inducible. Gene Ontology annotation, biological process: nitric oxide biosynthetic process. The transcript is spliced from 26 exons. Gene Ontology annotation, molecular function: calmodulin binding; nitric-oxide synthase activity; NADP binding. Lineage: Eukaryota; Metazoa; Chordata; Chondrichthyes; Orectolobiformes; Rhincodontidae. Bases 209 to 3586 code for a protein of 1125 amino acids. The record is from RefSeq and is a predicted model, not a curated record.
GCACCAGUGGCGACCUCUAUACAGUUGGAGUCAGUGAUACCAGCACUGAACUUUGAAGGCACAACUUUAGCGGUGCAAGACAUUCUCUGUUUUGUUGCUGUUGCUUGUCGUUGUUGAACGUUUCGUUUCUCGUUCGUUAAAGGAGAGGAUAUCAAAAGCAAAGCCUCUUUCGUUUUGGGAAAUAGAAUAAAAGAGAAAUCGAAGCAAGAUGCUGUGUCCUUGGACUUUUCUACAAAGACCCAGGUACAAGGGCAAAUAUGAUCACGGAGCGAAGUCGACAGUGGACCUGAACAACAAUGAAAUUGACACCAGCAAAGAAAAAAGCCUUGCCAAUGGACGUAUUCCGAACUUUAAGACUGACAGAGCGGGCCCUGAGCCAAUUCCCGCGAAAGGACCCAUGCGUUGUCCUUAUGCCCCUAAGUUUGUGAAAUUGACGAACAUGGAGAAUGGGAGCAUCUUGCAGGAUACCCUGCAUCAAAAAGCAGUCAGGAACAUGCCGUGCCAGUCUUCCUCCUGCAGGGGUGCUCUAAUGACCCCGAAAGCCAUGACCAGACAAACCCGAGACAAGCCUGUACCACCAGAGGAAAUCCUGCCUCAGGCAAUAGACUUCAUCAAGCAAUAUUACGAAUCCUUCAAAAGCCCCAGAAUCGAGGAGCACCUGGCCCGAAUCGAGGAGGUUACCAAAAGCAUCACAAGGACGGGCACAUACGAUCUGACCUACGAGGAACUGGUGUUCGCAACCAAGCAAGCCUGGCGCAAUGCCCCUCGGUGCAUUGGCCGCAUCCAAUGGUCUAAUCUCCAUGUGUUUGACGCUCGGAAAUGCACCACUGCGAAGGAGAUGUUUGAGCACAUGUGCACCCACAUCAAGUAUGCAACCAAUGAUGGAAACUUAAGAUCCACCAUCACCAUCUUCCCUCAAAGGACUGACGGAAAACAUGACUUCAGAAUUUGGAACAGCCAGAUAGUCCGUUAUGCAGGGUACCAGUUACCCGAUGGCUCUAUCAUUGGAGAUCCAGCUGGAGUUGCAUUCACACAGGUGUGCAUUGACCUUGGCUGGACCCCCCGUUUUGGUCGCUUCGAUGUGCUUCCUUUAGUCAUUCAGGCCAAUGGUCAGGAUCCAGAAGUUUUUGAGAUUCCACCAGAGCUCAUUCUUGAAGUAGAAAUUGAGCACCCAAGGUUUGAUUGGUUUAAGGAAAUGGGUCUCAAGUGGUAUGCUCUACCUGCUGUGGCCAACAUGCUGCUGGAAGUUGGGGGUCUGGAGUUUCCUGGGUGUCCUUUCAAUGGCUGGUACAUGAGCUCUGAGAUUGGUGUUCGAGACUUCUGUGAUGUUCAGCGAUACAAUGCACUGGAGGAAAUUGGUAAGAAGAUGGGAUUAGAAACAAACAAUCUGGCGUCUCUGUGGAAAGACCAAGCGGUGGUGGAGAUCAAUAUUGCUGUGCUGCACAGCUUCCAGAAAAAGAAUGUGACGAUUAUGGACCACCACACAGCCGCAGAGUCCUUCAUGAAGCACAUGGAGAACGAGUUUCGGCUCAGGGGAGGCUGCCCAGGUGACUGGGUCUGGCUUGUCCCACCCAUUUCUGGAAGCAUCACACGAGUGUUCCAUCAGGAGAUUCUGAACUACAUCCUCAGCCCUUUCUUUUAUUAUCAGGUUGAUGCAUGGAAAACACAUGUCUGGCAUGAUGAAAGCCGGAGACCAAAGAAGAAUGAGAUCCAAUUCAAACAUCUAGCGACGGCAGCACUGUUCAGCUCCAUUCUGAUGCGAAAGACCAUGGCCAAAAGGACAAAGGCAACAAUCCUGUACGCAACAGAAACAGGAAAGUCAGAAACCUUUGCCAAAAAGCUGCGCACCUUGUUCAACGGCGCCUUCAAUGUCAAGGUUGUCUGCAUGGAUGAUUAUGAUCUGAAUGACCUGAGUCAGGAGUCACUGGUUUUGAUAGUGGCAAGUACCUUUGGAAAUGGAGAUUCACCUGGAAAUGGAGAGGUGUUUAAGAAAUCCUUGUUUACAAAGAAGCCAUUGAAACCAUAUACAUUCAGCUAUGCCAUCUUUGGACUUGGCUCCCGCAUGUACCCACAGUUCUGUGCAUUCGCCCACACCCUCGAUAACAAGCUGGCACAACUUGGGGCAACUCAGUUGUCCCCUACAGGAGAAGGCGAUGAACUUGGAGGCCAGGAGGAAUCCUUUGUCGACUGGGCUAUCACCACUUUCAAGAUGGCCUGUAAAGCCUUCCAUGUGCGUGGGAAGGUGGAACUGGGUCAAUUCAAAUCAACAACCAAAAGUGAUGUCUGGGAUCCCAGCCGAUACAGAUUCGCAACAGAGACAAGGCCCCUGGACCUAUGUGCAGCUCUCUCCAAAAUGCAAGGAAAGAAAAUUCUGCCCAUGAAAUUCAAACUGAUGAAAAAUCUGCAGAGCUCAAAAUCCAGCCGGUCCACCAUUCUGGUCGAGCUAUCCUGCACAGACACCAAGGAGCUCCAGUAUCUGCCUGGGGAACACGUUGGAGUUUUCCCUCAGAAUCAAAAAGCUCUUGUCAAUGCAUUGAUCGAAAGGCUCAAAGGGACACCAAGCUCUCACCAGUGUAUCCAAGUGGAGGUUAACAAUGGAAAUAGUAUCAAGGACUGGAAGGUAGACGAGAGACUACCGGCUUGCAGUCUCUCACAGGCUUUUACCCACUUUCUGGACAUUACCACCCCACCUGGCCCUCAGCUCCUGAAGAAGUUCGCCCAGUUAGCAACAGAUGAAUCAGAGAAGAAUCGACUGCUGGAACUGAGUCAGAAUGCCCAGGAGUAUGAGAAAUGGAAAUCUUUCAACAGCCCCAACAUCCUAGAAGUCCUGGAGGAAUUUCAGUCCAUCCAAUGUCCUGCCUUGUUCCUCCUCACACAACUAAUACUGCUCAAGCCCAGAUAUUACUCCAUCAGUUCAUCCUUAGAUAUGAACCCGGGAGAAGUCCAUCUGACAGUCGCUGUUGUCAACUACAGGACGAGAGAUGGCGAAGGUCCUAUGCAUCACGGUGUCUGCAGCACCUGGUUGAACACAAUGGAAACGGGUGAACUGGUUCCAUGUUAUGUGCGCAGCACUGCGGGAUUCCACCUGCCAAAGAAUCAAUCAAAGCCCUGCAUUCUGGUUGGCCCAGGAACAGGAAUCGCUCCAUACCGAAGCUUCUGGCAACAGAGAGAGCACGACUCCGAGAAACGAGGAAUCAAAGCCGGUCCCAUGACUUUGGUGUUUGGCUGUCGGAACCCAGAGUUGGAUCAUAUUUACAAAGAAGAAACCCUUGCACUUAAAGAUAAAGGCAUCUUGAAGGGUGUUUACACAGCUUACUCCAGACAGCCAGGAAAACAAAAGACAUACGUCCAAGAUAUUCUUCGGGAGCAGCUGGCCUCUGAAGUCUACAACAUACUGUAUGAAGGAAAUGGGCACAUCUACAUCUGCGGUGAAAUCAAAAUGGCACAAGAUGUCACUGAAACUCUGAAAGGCAUCAUUGCUAAGCAGGGUGGCAUGAGUAUUGAGGAUGCUGAGGAGUUCCUCACAAAGCUGAAGAACCAGAAGCGAUAUCACGAAGACAUCUUUGGGGCAACGUUUCAGAAAUAACAGUUCAUCCCCAUUAUGGAAUCAAAAAGCACCAAAGAGACACUUGUGCCAACUCAUAUGAAUGAUAAAGGAAAAUUUUGCAUUAGCAAGUCUUGACUCUUGUAUCACCAUGUAUCUGCUGACUGACGUGUGGACCAAAAUGAAUCAAAUUUUUAUUGCAACUUAUAGCAUUCAAUCUCAUAUUCGCUUUUAUAAACACGUGGAAAUUCAAAGACUUUACAAAAACAGCACUUUUACUUUACAUUUUAGUGAAGUUUUGAGAGAUAGUUUUUUUUUCUUUUUAAGUGGGCAGUUGUUAAUUUUUGGAUAAUUCAGGAAGUCUGUGUUCCAACAGAAGAUUAAGGACUUAAUUAUGUCAGAAACUGGUUUGGGCAGGGAAGCAUAUCAUUGGAGAGUGUCAAUCAAUGUCUGCCAUUUCAGUGUCAAUAUUAAUCAAGCCAGAAAUACAUUAUUUCCUGGUCCUUGACACUUUUCGAAAAUGGCAUUACAUGACAGCACCUUGCACCCCCCAAAUAUAUUUGCUACAGAAACAGAUACUACACUUCUUACUGAUAUUCUGAUAUCCGUGCCUUAAAUAAUAUCACAGCAUUGCUGAAUGUAAAUUUUGGGCAGCGCUGAUGUAAAGCCUACAAUUUAGGCCCAAAAAUAUAACUAAGCCAGUGGAAGGCGGGUUAGUCUGAUACUUGUUUACAACAGUCAGAAGGUCGCAAGAAAUGGCUGGUGAAAUCAAGUUUUACCAUGCACUUUAAUAUAAGAACACAGUGUGGUUGAGUGCAAUAUCCAGUAUCGACUGACAGAUUGAGACUGGUAAAGAUUUAGAGGGUGAGAAUGGCAGCUGGCUGCUAUCUGUAUAACUAUCAUUUGAUAAAUUAUGAGUUUUAAUAAAGUUAUAUGAAUUGUUA